UCUAAAUUUUCAACAUUGCCAGUUGGCAAAGAAUGAUAAAUAUUAUUCUUCAAUUAAAACCUACCUCAGAUGCUUGCAUACAAAUAAUUAAUAGCGCAUAUAACUCAUGAGCCUUACGGUUCCCAUCAGCAAUUAUUCAGCCCCCCAAACAAUAUAUAAGACCAAUGCCUUCUCCAAUUCUGAAGCAAAGACAGUACCAUUAAACCACUACUCUCAAACAAGAACCCCAACUUAUCAAAUACAAAACAAACAAAGAAAAAAACAAUGGCUUGUUGGUCUCCUGAGAAUGCCACAAAAGCUUUUCUCAAAGCUCUAAAAAUGGGUAAAAGAGGGAAAGAGCCAGAUGUAGCAGAGUUCAUAUCAGCUUUGGCCGCAGGCAACAAUGCACAACUCAUGGUGAUGGCAUGUGCUGGUGCCGCAGGAGCAAACGCUCUGGCAUUGGUUGCGGCAAGACAUCAAACUGGUGGGCGAGUAGUCUGUAUUCUACCAAGCCAAAACUACCUGAAGGAGUCCAAGGAUUAUCUAGGACCUUACUCCAAAUGCAUUGACUUUCUCAUAGGAAAUCCGAAGACCCUUUUGCCAGCUAAUAACUUCAAAGGAGCAGAUUUUGUUCUUAUUGACUGUGAUAUUAAAGACCACAAAGGGAUCUUCCUAGCUGCUCAAAAGGGUGUCUCAGAACAAGUUGGAGCAAUCAUUGUGGGAUACAAUGCUCUUAGAAAGGGAUCAUGGGGCAAUGAUUUAAGGGCACAUACUCAUUUUUUACCCAUUGGAGAGGGCUUGCUGGUGUCAAGAAUCACCAGUCCAAAAAAAAGCCAUUGGGUGGUCAAAGUAGAUGAGUGCACUGGAGAAGAACAUGUUUUUAGGGUCACUUCUCCAAAAAGGCAAUGGAUUGAAGCUUGA
Molecule: messenger RNA, 900 nt
Organism: Humulus lupulus (European hop)
Lineage: Eukaryota; Viridiplantae; Streptophyta; Magnoliopsida; Rosales; Cannabaceae
Exons: 2
Coding region: 265-900 (211 amino acids)
Source: RefSeq, a predicted model, not a curated record